GGCAUCAAUGGACAGUUCUCCAAUCCGUUCCUCUUUGGUAACCACACCGACGGUGACAGUAUUUGCGCCUGCGACCUUGCUUGUAAAGCCCAGGGAGUCUGAGAUCUAGAUUGCAGGUGAGAUGGCAGAGACGGAGGCUGUGAAACACGUAGUUCUUGCUAAGUUCAAGGAGGAUUUGACGCCGGAGAAGGUGGAGGAGAUCAUCAAUGGCUACGCCGGCCUCGUCUCUCUCAUCGAACCCAUGAAGGAUUUCCAUUGGGGAACAGAUGUAAGCAUAGAGAACUUGCACCAGGGCUUCACUCAUGUCUUUGUGUCGACAUUCGAAAGCACUGAAGGCAUUGCAGAGUACGUCUCACACCCUGUUCAUGUAGAGUUUGCAAACAUGUUCUUGCAACAUUUGGACAAGAUUCUUGUCAUCGAUUAUAAGCCAACUACUGCCAAGUUGUCAUAAAAAAUGUUUGAAAAACUGUGAGAUUCUUCUCAUUUCAAUUGUGCUCUUUUGUGUCUUAAGUACUACAACAACUGUUUGCUUAUUUCUGUACUGUAAACCAUUGAACUAUCUUUCUACUUUGAUUCAUCUGGCAAUGAAUAUCACUUUUGGAGUAGUUGUUCUCA
Messenger RNA from Dendrobium catenatum, 615 nucleotides. RefSeq names its product stress-response A/B barrel domain-containing protein HS1-like. The record is from RefSeq and is a predicted model, not a curated record. Gene Ontology annotation, biological process: pollen tube adhesion. NCBI's taxonomy places the organism in Eukaryota, Viridiplantae, Streptophyta, Magnoliopsida, Asparagales, Orchidaceae. The transcript has 2 exons. The coding region runs from base 122 to 451 and encodes 109 amino acids.